Molecule: messenger RNA, 660 nt
Organism: Phaedon cochleariae (mustard beetle)
Lineage: Eukaryota; Metazoa; Arthropoda; Insecta; Coleoptera; Chrysomelidae
Source: the annotation of a GenBank genome assembly
AUGAACGCCAGAUCUCAGAUAUUCGAAUUGACGGUGGAGGGCAGGCAGGCCGACGAGGCCGUUGCCAGCCUCUUCCACACCGUGCUCUUCCACCGUUCCCUAGGCAAGUUCACUUACAACGACGAAGGCAGCUACUCGGUGGGCACUGUGGGCUACACCGACGUAGACUGCGACUUUAUCGACCUGACUUACGUGUGCUGCUCGUCUCCGAGUUUAGAGCAAACGAUCCGCCGGGAGAUCAACUGCUUCUCGGAGCAGUUGCGCGGCAACGAGGGCACAGGCAUGGGGCAGAUCAGCCUCGAGUUCUUCCAGAAGAAACCCAGCCGGUGGCUGUUUCAGCCCGAGUGCAUACCUUGGGAGGUUUGGACCGUUAGGCUGGAGCUGAUCACUUUGAACAACGAGGGGGAACGGCAAGUUUGCAGGGAGAAAGUGGGGGAGAUGCUAACGGAUAAAGUGUUGUAUAUUGCCGAGGUGAUGAACAGGCACGACUAUUUGCCGAAGAUGCCGAUACAGAGCGAGCUGGAGACCGUUUUUGACGCUUCGUAUCGGGAUAUACAGCCCUACCUUUUCAAAGUUAAUUAUUCCAUAUCGGGGCCGUCGAGCGGAAGUACCGUCGGGUCGACUAUGAAGAAACUCAUUAGGGAAACGUUGUCUUUUUAG